Molecule: messenger RNA, 831 nt
Organism: Drepanopeziza brunnea f. sp. 'multigermtubi' MB_m1
Lineage: Eukaryota; Fungi; Ascomycota; Leotiomycetes; Helotiales; Drepanopezizaceae
Biological process (GO): DNA damage tolerance; protein K63-linked ubiquitination
Cellular component (GO): nucleus
Molecular function (GO): ubiquitin conjugating enzyme activity
Source: RefSeq, a predicted model, not a curated record
AUGCAUGGUACAGGAGAAGUCCUAGGUACGGAACGGGCCGACCUGAGACCGUCGCCGCCUCCAAAGUCGGAUGCCAGGGCAAGGCUUGAGCUGAGGAGGCAACGGAGCAACGAUCAACGAUCGACAAUCAAAGACCAAAGAUCAAAGACCGGUGAAUCAAUCCACCCGUAUUCCGUCACAACAUCGAUCUGUGAGCCUCAAUCUUGCAAUAACCUCUCGAGCGUUGCCCCGCCCCCACCAAGCCCCAACUUCCUCCAUCGGUUUGACGCUCUCAACUCCGAGAUUCUACGUAUCGAGGCUGCAGUACCUUUGGGAAUUCAUCGGCAUCUGCCUGGCCUUACUUCACAAACAAACUCCCCAAGGCUUCCCCUCGACACGAUGGCUGCUUUGCCCAAACGGAUUAUCAAGGAGACUGAGAGACUGAUGGCAGAGCCUGUCCCAGGUAUCAGCGCAGUUCCCCAUGAAGACAACCUCCGAUACUUCGAUGUUUCGAUACAUGGUCCUUCCCAGUCCCCAUACGAAGGCGGAAUCUUCAAACUUGAGCUUUUCCUGCCAGAUGACUACCCUAUGUGUCCACCAAAGAUUCGGUUCUUGACCAAAAUCUACCACCCCAACAUUGACAAGCUUGGCCGUAUCUGUCUCGAUGUGCUCAAGAGCAACUGGUCUCCAGCUCUCCAAAUCCGAACUAUCCUCCUCUCGAUCCAAGCGCUCCUCGGUGCCCCGAACCCCGACGACCCAUUAGCCCCAGAGGUUGCAAAGAGAUGGAAGGAGGAUGAGCCAGCUGCUAUCGCAACUGCGAAAGAGUGGACUAGGACACAUGCUAUCAAUUAG